Messenger RNA from Plasmodium coatneyi, 2844 nucleotides. RefSeq names its product NEK protein kinase. Gene Ontology annotation, biological process: protein phosphorylation; chromosome segregation. The transcript is spliced from 2 exons. The record is from RefSeq and is a predicted model, not a curated record. Gene Ontology annotation, cellular component: nucleus; cytoplasm; centrosome. Bases 1 to 2844 code for a protein of 947 amino acids. Lineage: Eukaryota; Apicomplexa; Aconoidasida; Haemosporida; Plasmodiidae. Gene Ontology annotation, molecular function: protein kinase activity; ATP binding.
AUGCCUAGCAAGUACGACGAUGGAGAAAGCCGCCUAAACGAGUAUGAAGUAAUUAAAAAGAUAGGGAAUGGAAGAUUUGGAGAGGUGUUCCUUGUAAAGCAUAAAAGGACGCAAGAAUUCUUCUGUUGGAAGGCUAUAUCGUAUAGAGGGUUGAAAGAAAGAGAAAAGUCACAACUGGUAAUAGAAGUAAAUGUGAUGAGGGAACUAAAACACAAAAAUAUUGUUCGGUACAUAGAUCGCUUUCUCAAUAAGGCUAAUCAAAAGUUGUAUAUCCUGAUGGAGUUCUGUGACGCAGGGGAUUUAUCAAGGAAUAUACAAAAGUGCUACAAAAUGUUUGGUAAAAUAGAAGAACAUGCAAUUGUAGACAUUACAAGACAGUUACUACAUGCCUUAGCGUACUGUCACAAUUUGAAGGAUGGACCUAAUGGGGAGAGAGUAUUACACAGAGAUUUGAAACCACAAAAUAUUUUUUUAUCUACUGGGAUUCGCCACAUAGGAAAAAUAACAGCUCAAGCGAAUAAUCUAAAUGGAAGACCUAUCGCAAAAAUUGGAGAUUUUGGACUUAGUAAAAAUAUUGGUAUAGAAAGUAUGGCACACUCCUGUGUUGGUACCCCCUACUACUGGUCUCCUGAAUUAUUGUUACAUGAGACGAAGAGUUAUGAUGACAAGAGUGAUAUGUGGGCUCUUGGUUGCAUCAUCUAUGAACUUUGCUCGGGCAAGACUCCAUUUCAUAAGGCGAAUAAUUUUUCGCAACUUAUUUCCGAACUGAAGAGAGGACCUGAUUUGCCCAUCAAAGGGAAGUCAAAGGAGUUAAAUAUGUUGAUAAAAAAUUUGCUGAACUUGUCUGCGAAGGAGCGGCCAAGCGCUCUACAGUGCCUGGGGUAUCAGAUCAUUAAGAAUAUGGGUCCCCCUGGGGGUACUGUGGGUGUCACUACUACCCCCGGUGCUGUUGUCACGAGGAGAAAUGCAUCCAAGGAGCACGCAAAUCUACAGCUAGCUAGCGUAGAAAACGGGAAAAAUGCGGAAGCAGCCAAUUAUGGCAUUUCACAGAAUGUCCUCAUAAACCAAAGGAAUGACGAACAACACGGGAGGAGAAGCUCCAGCUGCGUCAGCAGACAGAGCGCCAACAAUGUAACCAUUAAGGAUGGAGCUGCGAACUCUCAUGCGGUUAAUGGGCACUACAGUAGUCGGGUGGAUAAGGACCUCGCGGAGAGGACCCGAAUCGAAAAGGAGAACGCCCAGCGGAAGGCGUUGGAGAUGAAGAUCCUGGAGAAGAAGCGAAUUGAGCGUCUAGAAAGGGAACGCGUGGAACGGUUAGAAAGGGGGCGUGUGGAACGACUGGAACGGGAGCGUGUGGAGAGGCUAGAAAGAGAGCGUGCAGAGAGGCUGGAACAGGAGCGUGUGGAUCGCCUGGAGAGGGAACGAGUGGAGCGCCUGGAACGGGAACGAGCGGACCGCCUUGAACGAGACCGAUUGGAGAAGGCGCGUCGGAAUUCGUACUAUCUGAAAGGCAUGGAGAAUGGGCCCAACGGAGGAGGUGGGCCAGCCGACGGGCCCAAUGUGGGCACCAACGACGGCAGGAGUCACAGCGGCGUUCGCAGCAGUGUGCACAAUAGCAUACACAAUAACAUACACAAUAGCAUACACAGUAGCAUACAGAGCAGUGUCCGAAGUGGCGUGCAUGACCACGUGCGUAAGAGCAGCGCUGCGAAGGUCGAAGGGAUGGGGAACGGGAGAGCUCGGCCGCCCAGCCAAGGCACCCACGACGGAAGCUUCUCCAGAGGGAAAGACACAAAUAACCACGUAAGUAACUACAAGCCAUACAUGUAUGACAGUAGGAAAGAAAAGAAUUAUCAAGAGACAUUUAACAGAAGCGAUGUGCAUGGUUACAUGAAGAACAGCUCCAUAACCACGACGGUACCCUCAAGUCAUAUUAUGCAGACACAAGGAAACACAGCAAUGAGUGUGAAUUCUAAGUACCUGGGUGGAGGGGGCUAUGGAGCAUACAGCAACAACCACGCCGCCACUGGUCAGUACGUCCUAAACCCGGUGGAGAGUGCGAAGUAUCGAGACCAUAACAAGUAUAACGUUGGGCUAGCCAAAAAUGCAAAGGAGAUUUACAAAGAGACGGUGAACCCGAUUUGCUCCACGGAGUCGCAGUACGAACGGGCGUAUAAUCAUAGUAACAGGGGGGGGCAUGCUCGUAGUGGCAGUGGGAGCAGUGGUAGGAGCGGGAGAUGCGAUGACGGGGGGAGAAGCUGCGUAGGAGGAAGAAGUGGUGACGGGGGCCGAAGUGACGAGCGGGAUGGCGGGACCUGCAAGAGCAACAGGGUGUCAAACAUCUACUUCAAUGACAACGCCAGGAGGAGCGUCAGCGCGCUGCCACACAUGAAUGCAAUAAACGCGAAAAAAUGUAGCACCUACAAUAACACCUAUGAUGAGGGCACGCUCAGUAAGAAGGGCGCCGAAGUAGACCGAAGUUACAAGCAUCUGGAAAAGGACAGGGAGUACCUUCUGGAAAAGCGCAAGAUGCUCAUGGAGAAGGAAAAGGGCAUCUACGACCGAAUGCGCCACAACAACGACUACGCGUAUGCCCCUGUUCGCGGGUUUGACCGAGGUGAAGAUAAGAAACCAAACGAGCUGGAUAGGCGAAACAGAAGCCUCUCCAUGUGCAUGAACGAGCAGGAAAAGCGAAGGGACUCUUCCACGUAUAACGUGAAGAAGGAGUACCACGAGGAGCAAGAGCAAGGAGAACUCGGCAACAGCUACACCCUGCAGAAGAGAAAUAUGUACCCCUUGAAGAACUACACGCAUAAAGGCCCGGACGCCUACACGUGCAGGUAG